CAACUUAGUAGCAAAAUCAGACAAAUAUUGCCUAACAUACAAAAAUGUUCAAAAAACUCGUUCAUAGAAAUAAUAAAAUCCGGGGUCCCAGAUCACAAGCCCAUAUUUAUUAGUAGAUUUAUUAGUGUCACCAAUGAUAUUUGUUCAUACAAUAAUUAUAUGGAUACCCAUGUUUCUUAUUACCAGCAGAGUUGUAAGAGAGAUAGAGUAAGGUAUCGACAUAUUGAAGGAGUAUUGAACGAAAAGAAGCUUUUGGGCAUUCAAGACUUGGAAAAUAAGGAAGUAGAGACCAGUUUAAAGGUAUCAAAGAAGAAUGAUAAAUUAAAACUCAAUACAGAAAAAAAGGUAGAAGAGAUGAGUAUUGAAAAUCCAUUUGUUAAAGACAAUACUGUUAAAUAUCUUAACCCAUAUCUAGAUAGAAGGAAUAUGGAAUACCACGAAAUUUCUGAAAGUGAAAAUGCGAUAAAGGGAGGUAAGAAAAAUAUGACGACUACUCCCCAAAGAUCCCCAAAACUCUCAAAAGAAGAAUGGAGGAAUGAAUGGUUCAAAAACUUGAAAAUGAUUACAGUAUACUUUGAAAAUCAAUUACCAAACAAUCAAUCUUCAAGUAAAGAGGUUGAUAAAUUAUUUCUAUGCAUGUCUGAAACCUUUAGAGAUAAACUAGGAUCGAUUGUAGUUGAUUCCUAUUCUGAUAAAGUUGAUAUAUUGAUUUUAAAAAGUGAAUUGUCUAAUUUCAAAUCUUUAGAUUCACCUGUUUCUUAUACUUUAGCUAAAAGUAGAAAUUUGUCUGGUAAGGGUGUCAGAAUUUGGCCUUUUAAGAAGACGGUACGAUUUCUUGAAAAUUUAAAUGUUGGUUUUGAUAAAAACAACUUGACCCUAGGUAUAUCUCUGGACAAAGGCGGAACUGAGGUUACCAAACAGCCAAUGUACAGCCCCUCAAAUGACAUUGAUACUAAUGCUGAAUCAAAUGUAGUUUUUGGAGUUGUUUUAGAUGGAGGUGACAAUAAAAUUACUGAUUCUGUCAAUUAUCCAAAUGGAGGGACAACGAAUUUAUUGCAUGAAACAGGUGACGAAGGAAGAAAUGGCGAUACUGGGGGUAAUUCCAGUCCAAAAGACGUAAUAAAAAUGGACGGACCAGAGGAAGAUAAGCCAAAUGAAGAUAAACCAAAUGAAGAAAAACCAAAUGAAGAUAAGCCAAAUGAAGAUAAUAAUAUGGAAAUGGAAAUUAAAAUGAAGAACAAAGAACUUACUCCAAAUUACUCGUCAGAUGGUUCUAUGGAUCAAAUAGGAUUGUAUAGAGAAUUAAUUUCUGCAGAACAAUCACUUGACGAAAUAGAGAUUAUAGAUGACGAGGAAAUAAAUAGUGACGAAGAAACAAAUAGUGACGAAGAAAUAAAUGGUGACGAAAAGGGAUUACUAUUGAACAAUAGUCCAGUUGAAAUAGAAUCUCAACAUUGGGGGACGCUGGUUGAUUUAAGUGCCAGUGAAGAAGUUUAUCAAACCAAGACCGUUCCAAGUAAAAAAGAUAAGGCUGAAAAUCAAUUUGAAGUAAAUGAAACUAUCGUCGAAGUCGAAACAAAUCAAAUUCACAAGAAUACAGAUGAGAAUUUUGAGUUGCCGAAGGAAAAUUUAUUAGAAUCUUUAAAGCUCCAAAAUAAACAGUUUAUCAUAGAAGAUAAGAAAAAAUGUGAAGAAGUAGAAUAUUUGAAAAACUUACUAGAAAUAUCAUUGCAUGCUCUUCAAGUAAGAGAUACUGCCUUAAACAAUGCUAAAAAUUUAAUACAAAAAUUGUCUGGGGAACUAUCAGAUCAGGAAAUCAAAAUUGCAUCACUUUCGAGUAAAUUAAAAGCCACUCAAAAAAGUGCGAGGUCUAAUAAAAACAAUGGACCUCUAUUAUAA
This is a messenger RNA of Vanderwaltozyma polyspora DSM 70294, 1899 nucleotides long. It is a transcript of the gene SIR4, whose product is annotated as chromatin-silencing protein SIR4. NCBI's taxonomy places the organism in Eukaryota, Fungi, Ascomycota, Saccharomycetes, Saccharomycetales, Saccharomycetaceae. The annotation marks the transcript as partial. The record is from RefSeq and is a predicted model, not a curated record. The transcript has a single exon.